Messenger RNA from Eriocheir sinensis (Chinese mitten crab), 5840 nucleotides. RefSeq names its product MICAL-like protein 1 (gene MICAL-like). Gene Ontology annotation, molecular function: protein binding. The record is from RefSeq and is a predicted model, not a curated record. The coding region runs from base 918 to 3908 and encodes 996 amino acids. Lineage: Eukaryota; Metazoa; Arthropoda; Malacostraca; Decapoda; Varunidae. The transcript has 7 exons.
GGGUUGUAGGUCUUAGAGGGAAGUAUACUAUUGUGGUCUUGGGAAUUUCAGUGUGCUGUGGUUGUCACAUAUACUCGUUGGAAGUAGUGUUGUGUCUGGUGUGCUAAGGUGUUGUCAGUCGUAUUCAUUGGCAGGUUUUGUUGUGUUCAGUGGACAUAUUUUAUUUAUGGGGAAGCAUUAUAAUGUUACUGCAUUAUUUCUUAUAGUACUAGGCAAAGGUGAAAAUAGAAUUUUCCUUGAAACCUUAUUGUAACUGGAUGGAUUUACUGGGAACUGAAUAUGAAAGAAAAAAAAAUGGAACUGUAGUAUAGAAAAAUCAUUAUGAAUUAAGUUUGGAAAAGAAGAAUAGAAAAAAGUAAAUGAAUUAAUUUAGAAACAGAAGAUAAUAGUCAAAUGGUUUAUCAUGUGGUGAAAAAGUAGGGUGUCUUGGGGAAGUUUCAUUGGAGGAGGUUGUAUAACAGAGUAAAUGAGUUAGAAGGAAGAAUGGUGGAUUGGUGGGAAAGGAGGAGGAGGUUGUGUUCAGGUAUGAAUAUUUUGGGUGAUGUAGAUGAAGGAUGAAAAAUAGUUGGAAUACCUUGGGAAAAGUGAAAGGUGGACUUGAAUGGAAAUUGUGUGUAGCCAGUGACCACAAAACAAGUAGUAACCAUAACGCCAUUAUUUUCUGACCACACUGGCCAUUACCACAACUUGGGAUGUGGGAUCUCCCACCAUACACCACUUUCUGGUGCACCAGCAUGGAUGGUUGAUAAAGUGUCCAUACACACUUCAUGCACAACACACUCCAUCAGCAUAAGAAAGUGCACAGUGUUGGUGACCUGUCUUGAGAUGGUUAAAGCUGACCUGUGUGAGCUGACCUUCCAGAAUGGGGGAAAAAGAUUGCCACAGCACAUUUCUUUCAACGCCUCAGGAAAUUCUAGAUGACCUUGAUAGUAGUGCUGGGGCGUGGUGGUGUCGGCUUCCGGGGCCGGCGUGAGGUGUGUGCCAGCUGUGGGCUGCCGGUGUUCCUGGCGGAGCGGCUCGUGGUUGGUGCGCCCGGCCAGUUGGUGCAUCGAACUUGCUUCCGCUGCGCCCGUUGCUCUGCCCAGCUCACUCUGGCCAGCUACUACCAGACUGAGCGGGGCCAGUACUGCUGCGAGACCUGCCCCGACGAGGAGCGCCCGCCUGCCCCACCCAGCCCCGCACUCGCCUCCGCCCAACACUUGCAGACUGACACAGAUGAGGAUUCUUCUAGUGAGGAGGAGGAAGAAUCAGAGGAGGAGAGUGAGGCCCCGCGAUUACCCGACACCCCAGCCCCAACCCCCUCCCCUACUCCCCCAAGACCCCGUACAGUUUUCCUCUCCCAGACACUUGUUGCUAUCCCAGAUCAGCCCCAAGAGCAGCCCCCAGAACAGCCCCAAAGCAAAGCAAACCAGCAUAGUCCCUUUUCUGAGGUCUCCCCUGCUCUGUUUGGGAGUGUGGGUGGGGUAGGGCGGGUGAGGGAGCACAGCCCCGACCCAGCCCCCUACCCUCGCACUGCCAAGUCCCUUAGAACAGACCCACCAAAGGUAUUAGACACAGGACAGCCAAAGUCGCAGCCACAUCCACCAGCAGACAUCCCCAACAAAGCCUCCACAGACAAAUCUAUACGUGCCCACAGCCCCUACACCACAAGCUCCUCCAUCGUUGCCCGUCGUCUUCAAAUGUUCCAAGAAAUAAGCAACGAGGGUGAUAAGAUGAGGCGGGAAGAGAAGGAGACGACAAGUGUUCCGUCCAUCACUGUGACAUCGGAGACGGUUGGCAAGGAUGGAAAGAAGUCUUCAGUCUCCACCCCCAGCCCCCCCUCCUCCAUCACACCCACCCAGCCAUCACCCAUCACAGCACAAAAAACAUUCAAGGAAAGUGAAAAAAAAGAAGAGGAAAGAAAAAGUGAGAAAGUGAGUGAGAGCCGUGAGAGCUUCAGAGACAGUGACCAGGUUGUGAGUGAGGCAGAGGAAGUGUGCCACAGAGAGGAGAGUGAGGUAGAAAAGAGCCACUUAGAGGAGGAAAGUGAACCAGAAAAGAGCCUGAGCCUAGUGAGUGAAGUUGAAAAGGGUUCCAGACAGGCAGAUGAGCCGGAGAAGGACCAACGAGAGAAGGACCAGCAAGAGAAGGACCAGGUUGUGAAGCCCAGUGAGAGCCAGGUUGUGAGCCAGACCAGUGACAGUAGUGACAGCCACACGGGGACAAAGAAUGCAUUUGUGAGUCCCUCGGUGGAUCAUAGCUCACCAGUUGUGACCUCCAGGGAACCACACACAGCACCCAGUGAGUCACAGCAGUACCCAGAUGAUCUGAACCCAUUUGGCAGUGAGGAUGAGGAGGAAGAAGAAACGGGAGCAGUGCCACAACUCCCAUCAAAGCAGCCCACAGUAGGAUCCUCAUACCACACCACAGCACCAGCAGGGCCCACACAGGAUGCUAAGGCCCACAGCACAGCCACAGGACUCUCACAGGACUCCUCUGGCAGGAAACUCAUUAAGGCUAACCUGAAUCCAUUUGAAAGUGAUGAAGAGGAAGAGGAGGUGGAAGCCAUGAACAAGGACACAUCCCCAGCCAAGAAGGAAGUAAAGAAGAGUCUGAACCCCUUCUGGAGUGAUGAUGAAGAGGAAGAAGAGAUGAGAGGAAGGACAGACUCCACAGCAAAGGGCACCAAGGUCAAGCCUCCCCGCCCCCCUCCCCCAAGCAUGGCCAGGAACAGGAGCCCAUCCACUGUCUCCAACACCACCUCCACAUCUUCCACUAACACGACUCCACGCAAGAAAAAGAUUGCUCCCCCGCCCCCCUCCUCCCCUCAGCUUUCCAUUGCCUCCUCCCCUGGUGGCUCCAUUGCCCUAAGGAAAAAGGGUCGUAGGGCUCCUGCACCCCCCAUGUCUCACACUCCAGAACAGGACACAUGCAGCAUUGAUACAACAUCCAGUGGGGGUGGGGGUGAAAGAGAAGAUCCUGAUGAGGUGCUGAGUUGGAAGCUUCAGAAAGACCUUAAGAACCAUUCAAAUAAGCUAAAUGGCACUUCCCAGGCUCCCCCCAAGCCUGCUCGCAGUCUCCAGCAGCAGACUUCUCCCAUGGCUGCUUCAGGUCCCACAAUCACCCGCCGCUGCUCCACUAGUAAAAGUGAAGCAGGGGAGUGGAAGCGAAAGAAGGGCCCUGCACCACCACGACCUGUGCCUCAGAAGCGUGCCCUCAAGAAGCUGCCCAUGAAGGUGAUCCAGCAGGAGCUUCAAGACAUUGACAUUAAGCAGACAGAGUUGGAGCGGCAAGGGGUGUUGUUGGAAACUCAGAUCCGCAAACGCACAGAAGCCUCAGCUCCACCCAGCCCUCAGGAGGAGAUAGCCCCUAACAGUGGACCCCCAAGCAGCCCCAACAGCAUUGAGGUGGAGGACAUGAUCAUGCAGCUGUUUGAACUGGUUAACGAGAAGAAUGAGCUGUUCCGCCGACAGACUGAGCUUAUGUAUCUUAAACGGGAGAAGCGUCUGGAGGAAGAGCACGUGGAACUUGAGUAUCAGAUCCGCUGCCUGAUGAUGAAGUCUCCCAGUGAAAGGACAGAGGAGGACACAGCACAGGAGGAGGAGUUAAUAUCCCGGCUGGUGAAGGUGGUGGAGCAGCGCGACGAGAUCAUCAACUGCCUGGAACUGGACCGUCUGAGGGAGGCACAAGAAGAUGAGAGCAUCGCCACACACAUGAUGCAGUACCAAGAGAAACACAUUGAUGGGAUGGAAAAUGACAGCAACAGCCCCCUGGAGCCAGUUAAAAAAAAGAAGACACUCAAGCUACCCAAGAAGAAGAAAAAGAAGGAGAAGAAGGGAGCAGCAAAGGGAGAUGCAGACAAGGAUGUGGAUGAGUCAGAGACACCCACCAACACUAAGAAGAAGAAAAAGAAGAAGUGGCUUUUCUGAGUACUAAGGAGGGAGUGUAUGUAUGUACACCAUGAUAGGCCAACCAACCAUGUUGUGAAGUGCAGUGUGGCAUUGCUAGUGUGUUUAGUUGAAGCAAGAGGCAUCCAUUAACCAAGAUGAAAUUGUUGUUUAGAGUACCCGGUGGGAGUGCAUAUCUGUCUGCUGCACUGUGGUGGGGCACCUAGCGGGGGUGUGGGGUACAAGGAAGUGCUCAUAGUAGUGUGAUAGCUAAAGUGUUAGACUGCUGUUUAGAAAAUCAGCAUAUUUGCUGAUUACCGCAGUACUAUAAUAAUGUGCUGCUGGUGGUGUGCUGAUUAUUGCAGUGUCUACAGAGGUACAACCCCAUGUGCUGGGGGUGUGCAUAUGCAGAACAUUUGUGUGCUACAGUGUACUCAUGUGUGAAUGUGUGCAUGCAUGCUUGUUUGAUGUGUGUGGUAGGAUGAAGUGCUAGCUGCUGCAAUGUACUAUGUGCUGGGGUUGCUGUUGUGUGCCAUGGAAUGUUUCAACAUGUGAUAUCAUUACAGAGUUUUUGUGGUGCAAGCAUUCCAGGUGAAUUUUGUUUUAAGAGUUGAUUGUGGCUAUACCUUGUGUGCUGGUAUUGCAACACAGUUUGCUUAUUCCUCAGUCGUGCAGUAUAUAACUUAUAUAAAAUAUACUGGCCAGCUGCUGCAACAUAUGCCUGGUCCUUCCAGUAUUGUUGUUUACCAAGCUCAUGUAAUUAUAUUAUCAAAGUAAUAUUUGAAAGUUGCAUAAGGAAAGCCUUUUUCUAAUCAGUGAUGGAGGGCUAAAUCUUAGCUAGUAGUAAAAACGUUUCAUAGGUAGUGCAUGGAGGAAACAUCUCACCAUUUUAAUAACUCUUAUUUUUAGCUUUUGUAAAAUUUAUGACUAAGACUUGAAAUUGAAAGACAACCAGUAUUUGUUUGCAGUAUUUGUGUGAGUGCAUAUAUGUGUUGGGUUGUGGGUGUGUGGAGAGGUGAGGCAGGAUAAGUAAAUAGUCUUGUGCCUUACAAUUGGGCUGGAGGAUGCAGGAGUGAAGUCUUCAUGAGCAGAAGUUUGGGACGUAUCCAUAUGUGUUUCGUUGGCCUGGUAGUACAGCUGGUGGAGCUAUUGGUCCUUUAGCAUAACAACAAAAAUCUCUAAAAGGCAAGAAACAACUUCCUCAAUUUAAGGUCAAAGAGAUAGCAAAGACUGGCAAGAAGAGAGGUAACCAGUUAAAUGGUGAGUGAGGUGGCAUCAGAGAUAAGAGGGGAUGAAAUUCAUAAGGAAAGUGAAAGGAAUCUACUCUUUUCAUUCACACUGAGUUAAAAGGAGAGCAAGGGCUUGAGAAGAAAGGUAACUAGCAAAGUGAGGAUGGAUGACAACUUUGAAGAGGUAGUGAUUGCUAAAUGUCUGUGAUUGGGCAAAAGAAGGAAAUUGGAAUGCCACAAGUUUGGAUCUCAAUAAUAAGUUGAAUCAUUUGGAAAUGGAUUUCUUGCCUCUUCAGACCAAGUGAUUUUACCAUUACAUUCCUUCUUGACAAACCUUUUAAGCCAUGCUUCAGUUUAAUGCUGUGUCAUGAUUGGAUAUCCACAAAAAUUGAAGAUCAGUUUUCAGCAUUACCUUAUUUUGUGUAUCUUUAUUCCUUGUGGACAGGUGGUAGUAUAGAGGAAGGGAUGAGAACAUGAGUUAAGUGAUGUAUUAUUUAUUCUAUAAAUGUAUUUUGUGCUAGCUAUCUACACAAUUUUGCAAAAUUUCUUAUUAAUCCUUUUAAAACUUAUGAAUUCUUGGAUUAGUUAUAAAUUUUAAUAAUUUUCUUUAAAAAAAAAUGUCAUGAAGGGUUUUGAACCCGACUUUCUUUAAUUAGUUAUAUAGCUAUUGUACUUUCACCUCAGUAACUAAGAUUUUAGUUAGUCCUCUUUUUUUUAUUAUUAUUAUUAUUAUUAUUAUUAUUAU